Messenger RNA from Bombina bombina (fire-bellied toad), 2228 nucleotides. Its product is annotated as histidine--tRNA ligase, cytoplasmic. Gene Ontology annotation, cellular component: mitochondrion; cytoplasm. Bases 341 to 1873 code for a protein of 510 amino acids. The record is from RefSeq and is a predicted model, not a curated record. Lineage: Eukaryota; Metazoa; Chordata; Amphibia; Anura; Bombinatoridae. Gene Ontology annotation, molecular function: ATP binding; identical protein binding; histidine-tRNA ligase activity. Gene Ontology annotation, biological process: mitochondrial translation; histidyl-tRNA aminoacylation. The transcript has 14 exons.
AUGAGCACCAGAGGUGAAACUGUACUGUUUCACAUGGGUUUGUUCAAAACCAUAUCUCCGGUGAAUCAAUUCUAGGGGCAUUUUUUGGUUUAUUUUUGCUAUGCAUUUACCGAUGGUAACUGCAUAAUAUUCUGGCAUGACGUGCCUUACAAAAGCUGCUCAACAUAUUAACUUUAUAUAUAUCAUCAUACAGUUUAAGUGUGCACAUAAGCAACGUUUAUGACUAUAGUUUUUGUAAAGAUGAAGCUGUGUUGGCAGAUGAAUAAUUAGCACAAUGAAGUAAAGGACAAGGAGGAUAAAUGCAUUACAAAAGAUUUGAGUAACCUUACUACGACUCACCAUGGUUCCACUAAAGUAUAUCUCUACAUCAUGCUGGACUCUAUUGAUGGGACAAAAAAUGGUGUUUCAAAAAAUAACUCUCCGCUCCAUGGCUAUUUGUCACAGUGAUCAGGCUAACCAAACAUUAGGACAACAAAAUACACCACCUGAGUUAGCAGGCUGCGUGCAGAAGCAAAAUAUUGUGCUCAAAACUCCCAAGGGCACUCACGAUGUUAACCCCAAACAAAUGGCAGUGCGAGAGAAAGUCUUCAAAACUAUUGUGAAUUGCUUUAAACGACAUGGCGCUGAGAGUAUUGACACUCCGGUUUUUGAGCUGAAGGAAACACUGGUGGGUAAAUAUGGAGAGGACGCUAAACUCAUCUAUGAUCUGAAGGACCAGGGAGGGGAGCUUCUGUCCUUGCGAUAUGAUCUGACUGUUCCUUUUGCUCGUUUUCUGGCUAUGAACAAAAUAAAUAAUAUGAAGCGAUAUCACAUUGCCAAGGUGUACAGACGAGACAAUCCUGCUAGAGGGCGCUACCGAGAGUUCUAUCAGUGUGAUUUUGACAUUGCCGGCCAGUAUGACCCAAUGAUUCCUGAUGCGGAGUGUCUGAAGAUUGUGCACGAGAUACUGAGUGAGCUGCAGCUGGGAGAGUUUCUCAUUAAGGUAAAUGACAGGAGGCUUCUCGAGGGUAUUCUGACAGUCUGUGGUGUCCCAGGCAACAAAUUUAGAACAGUUUGCUCUUCCAUUGACAAGUUGGACAAGAUCCCUUGGGAGGACAUCAGGACUGAAAUGAUUGAGGACAAGAAUCUCACACCAGAAGCCGUAGAGCAGAUUGGUGAAUACAUCAGACUUAGCGGUGGAUUGGAUUUAAUUGAGCACUUGCUGGAGGAUCCAAAACUUUCUCAGAAUAAGCUGGCAGUGGGAGGACUGAGAGACAUGAAGCUGCUGUAUAAGUACUUGGAGCUGUUAGAUGUGAGAGACAAGAUCUCCUUUGACCUUGGUCUUGCCCGAGGAUUGGAUUAUUACACAGGAGUGAUAUAUGAGGCUGUGAUGAUCAAGAAUCAGGGAAGGCCUCAUUAUGAUAUGGAGAAGAUGGUCAACAUAGGCAGUGUGGCUGCAGGAGGACGCUAUGAUGACCUUGUGGGAAUGUUUGAUCCGAAAGGCAAGAAAGUACCUUGCGUGGGGAUCAGUAUUGGAGUUGAGAGGAUAUUUUCCAUUAUUGACAAAAAGAAAAAAGCUUCCAAAGAGGAGAUCCGUUCCACAGAGACACAAAUCCUUGUGGCAACAGCACAAAAAAUGUUAAUUGAUGAAAAAUUAAAGCUUAUUUCAAUACUUUGGAAUUCAGGAAUUAAAGCAGAAAUAUUUUACAAGAAGGAUCCAAAGUUUUUGAGUCAGCUGCAUUACUGCGAAGAGAAGGGAAUCCCUCUUGUGGCCAUUAUUGGGGAAGAUGAACUGAAAGCUGGUGUUGUAAAGCUGAGAGUUGUUGCAACAAGAGAAGAGAUUAGUAUCUCCAGAGAAAAUCUAGUUGCAGAAAUCAGGAGAAGGACCAACUGACCUAUAUGUAUAGAAUUCAGGAAUCCUUAAAUUAAAAAUCAGUCUUCCAGGAAGACAUGACACAUUUAAAGGAUCAUGUUAGACAAGAUAUAGAUAUAUUAAAACUUUUGUAGCAUGUGUACAGCCAUAUUAAUGCACCAGUGUCGUUUCUUGCAUAUAAAUACAUCAGGAAGAGAUACAUUUUCAUGCUAAAAUUCAGGAGUUUUUAUAAAAAUAAAUAAAUAAAACUGUUUUGGGGGGGUUUUCGCUUUAAAUUCUACAGACAAAUAAGAACAUAACAUUUAUUAACUUUUAAUGCACACUAUGCCAGAAAAUGUAUAAAGAUAAAUAAAAAUGGUGUUACAUAUAUUAUUAA